Pochonia chlamydosporia 170 is the source of this 1296-nucleotide messenger RNA. RefSeq lists its product as hypothetical. The transcript has a single exon. NCBI's taxonomy places the organism in Eukaryota, Fungi, Ascomycota, Sordariomycetes, Hypocreales, Clavicipitaceae. The record is from RefSeq and is a predicted model, not a curated record. The coding region runs from base 1 to 1296 and encodes 431 amino acids.
AUGAAGGCCCUCCUAAUCAACCUUUUGAUGCUGACACCAGCCGCCUUUGGCAGCAUCACAAUUUCGGUGAGCCAGGUUAAGCCACUACCUUUGAAGUCUGCCGGGACAGUGUCAUCAGCAGAUGAGCUUUUUCGACAGAGCUGCCCUGAAGAAGUGGCGAGCAAAAACCUGUACACACCCAAGUUGCUCCUGUCGUCAUACUCGGAGUUUGAGGAGCCUGGCAGGCAGUCUUUCAACGGAAAUGUAUACCCAUCAUCAGGCAGUUUUGUUCGUGGUGCUAUCGUGGCUUGGGCAAAUCAUCAAAGCUUAGUGCUCCGUCCUGAUGCCGUCUGGUUCGAAAUCCUGGCCCAGCUCAAUUUCUACAUGACGAAGAAUGCAGAGAAGAUUCGACACUUGUUUGUAGACUUUCAAGGGAAGAAAGAGAUUGUUGUCAAAGAGACGACCUGGAGCAAUGUUAUUGCUGCAUUUGCGGCCGAGAUACAAAAGCGUGUCAAAACAAGCUGGCUGCUAGGAUGGGUUGCGCCUGGAUUCAGUACCAGCACCAAGAAUGAUAACAUGACAGCCACAGUGCUAAUGAUGGGACUCGUGCAGCACUACUUUGAGUUUACCGGGGGAAUCAUAUGCGGAAUCCCCUCAGUCACAUUGCUGGGAACGAAGAACGACUGGGUCAAGCUGUACAAAAAGUUGGAUCAUUUGGCGGAUUUCGGUACUGAGCCAGCCCAGUUUGCUCACAACUUGAGGCCCGUACUCAAUAAGUUCGUCCAGACAUGGGAUGAGCCACAAAGUCGAGCAGUCAACUCGUUCUGGAGCCAGAUUGUACGUGCCAACAAGAUCUUUACUUGCGGUGCCGGGCCUAUGGAAUUCGAUAUCUCAGGCUGGAUCACGGGUUUCUUGCACUGGCGAGAAGAUGGCACACUUGUUGCCCCGAACGGAACAAUCCCACGUCCAGACGAUGUGCGGCUCGACGGUGUUGCGUAUACUAGUGUGGAUGUUGACCACAUCCCUGUUGGAUAUGCCAAGGCGCCGCUCAAAAUGCUGGACUACCCUCGCCCUGGCGUCAACACCCAGGCUUAUGUGUUGGCGGGAAACAUUGGCAUCAACAGGACUGUAUCAAAGACCAUGGUGAAGAACGGGGCGCACGAAGUGUUGGCAGAGCCUAUGAAUUCGUGGUUCUUGUAUGGGCCAGUGAAUACGAAUUUCACUACGGGGCCAGAAUAUGGAAACUUUUCGGAUGUUGAGGGUAUUGCAGAAAGUUUAAGGAAUUGGUGCCCAGCUGCAUUUGAUAAGGAUGAGUAA